UCAAAGUGAACAGACACAAACAGAUGAUAGACAAUUGGGACAAGUUGUUGUCAGUAAGGCCUUCUAGCUGGCUUCAGGUUGAACGUGACAUUUACGCAUGCUUAGUGGGAUGUUAGCAGAUGAAUUUUAGAACAUACACAGUUGAUAGAUAGUUGUGAUAGCCAAUCAGAUAACAAGUUGUUCACAGUAGCCUCUCUCGUUGUUAACGAGACUGUGAUUGGAUACUCACUCGCCAUUCCAAAGUUAGUAUCCAAUCACAAGUUGCAAUUUAGCAGAAAGCAGUUAGUGUUGACCCACAAAGAAGGAGAACAAAACGUUGAUUAGGUGGCAUUUUCAAGGCCAGUUUCAAGAAGGAUAUUUAAAGAGAAACCACAUCUUGUGAGACGAUGUCGGCGAUGAAAUGGACAAAUGCCCGCCAUUUCCACUCGGCCGACUACGAGGGGUACCACAGGCUUAUACGACGUCAAAUGGGUCCUACAAAUUUUCCCAGGGAUGGCUGUCCUGGAUUUGCAAUCAAAUUGUCAUCUUCCUCGUACACAUCUGCACCUUUAUAACCUUUCCCAUAACGGGAUGGUUUGUAUUAAAGACCGUGCCUAACUACCAAAGGAUAGUGGUCUUUCGCCUGGGUCGCAUCUGUCCUUCAAAGGGUCCUGGUAUUGUCCUGCUGCUGCCCCUCAUUGACCAGUGGCAGAGGGUAGACUUGCGCACACGUGCUUUCAAUAUACCUCCAUCCCAGGUGAAUACCAUGGAUGGUGGCCUCAUGUCUGUAGGUGCAGACAUUCAGUUCAGAAUUUGGAACCCAGUCUUGUCAGUGGUUUCAGUUCAGGACCUCAACGCCUCUACCCGGAUGACCGCACAGAAUGCUUUAACUCACAGCCUUACCAAGAAGACGAUCAGGGAGAUUCAAACAGAGAGAGUGAAACUUGGAGAAUAUCUUGGCAUGGACAUAAAUGAAAUGACUCGACCAUGGGGUCUGGAGAUAGACCGGGUAGAACUUACACCAGGAUCUCUUCUUAAAGCUCCUGAGGGUGCACCUUCUGGACCUGUCAUGGUUCCUCCAUCUGUACCAGGCAUGGAGGGUCUCGCAGGCCCCCUUCAGCAGCUGGCCAUGCACUUUAUCAGCAACAGCUCGCAACAACAAGAGAGCAGUGUCACCUUUAUAGAUGAGCAGACAUCGCAGACAUCUGUUGAAGAGCUGCUCCACAAGGUCAAACGUGUCCUUUCUGAAGCUUUGGUGAACCAGGUGGGCGCUUGCUUCCAGUUUGACAUCAGCUCAGAAGAUGGACAGCAUCACAGCUACUAUGUGGAUUUGAGCCAAGGCUGCGGUGCGGCUGGAGAGGGGCCCCUGUGUGGAGAGCCUGACGUAACACUGACCAUGUCUGAGGACGACCUUCUGGCCAUGUUCCAGGGUAGGCUGGGACAGUUUGCGGCUUACAGCUCUGGUCGACUUCAAAUUCAGGGAGAUGUGAGCACAGCUAUGAAGUUGGAGGAACUAAUAAAGCUGCUCCAGAAAUAAUGUUUGAAUAUGAUAUUCAUUGAAUGUUUAAGUUGACGUGAAAACAUUAUUUUUUGUAUACAUGAUUGCUAUAUAUUGCUUUUUCCUUUAUGGAGAUUCUUUGUGAUCAGCUUUAUUUAACAUUACAAUAUGUUAUUAUAAUGGUAGUAUUUUGCACUGAAGUACACGCAGACUUUUUCAGUGUUUUAGCUACAAGGUUGCAAUAAACAGUUUGGAACUUGAA
Molecule: messenger RNA, 1739 nt
Organism: Nerophis ophidion (straightnose pipefish)
Lineage: Eukaryota; Metazoa; Chordata; Actinopteri; Syngnathiformes; Syngnathidae
Gene: stoml1
Product: stomatin (EPB72)-like 1
Exons: 7
Coding region: 401-1516 (371 amino acids)
Cellular component (GO): plasma membrane
Source: RefSeq, a predicted model, not a curated record